Molecule: messenger RNA, 2148 nt
Organism: Paraphaeosphaeria sporulosa
Lineage: Eukaryota; Fungi; Ascomycota; Dothideomycetes; Pleosporales; Didymosphaeriaceae
Product: xylulose kinase
Exons: 3
Coding region: 274-2067 (597 amino acids)
Biological process (GO): D-xylose metabolic process; xylulose metabolic process
Cellular component (GO): cytosol
Molecular function (GO): D-xylulokinase activity
Source: RefSeq, a predicted model, not a curated record
ACUAUGCGGAAGAACACGAAAACCUUUCAGACAGAUCGAUCCGGACUUUAUCCGGAUCCAAUGGAACUUCGUCGCGUCUGUAGGGACGACCGGCAAAAACGAUCGUUUACAAGCGUCACCGUGGGGCGCGAUAGAGCUAGCAGCUUAGUCGCAUAGGCUCGGGAGGACAGCGACUGACGAGCUGGACCCUCAGAAUCUUUGGCCUUUCCAUGUCUUGUCUACCUCCAAAUUACACCGUCACUUUACACGCCCUGCCACCGACACAUUGCGACUAUGGCUGACCAGUUUUUGGGGUUCGACCUGAGUACGCAGCAGCUGAAAGGAAUUAUCGUAAAGUCAGAUCUCAAGCUCAUUCACGAAGCCAAGGUCGACUUCGACGCCGACUUCGCGAAAUAUGGCAUUGAAAAGGGCGUGCUCACUAACCCAAGUGAGGGUGAGGUGUUUGCGCCUGUCGCCCUGUUCCUCGACGCCAUCGAGCUUGUGCUGCAGCGACUGAAGGAACAAGGCGCCGACUUUUCGAAAGUGCAAGGCAUCUCAGGCGCGGGUAUGCAGCACGGAACUGUGUUCUGGAGCAAGGAUGCAGAGAGCAUACUGGGAAGCCUGGAUCCAGGAAAAACGCUGCUGGAGCAAUUGGAAGGGGGUGCAAAGGGUGAGAGGAAGGGUGCCUUCAGCCAUCCCUUUAGCCCGAACUGGCAAGAUGCAAGCACACAGAAACAGUGCGAAGAGUUCGACAAGAAGCUGGGGACGCCGGAGGAGUUGGCAGAAGCCACAGGCAGCAAAGCUCACCAUCGCUUUAGCGGGCCGCAAAUCCUUCGCUUCCACCAAAAGUACCCUGAGGCAUACAAGGCGACGGCCCGUAUCUCGCUCGUAUCGUCAUUCCUCGCAUCCGUCUUUCUCGGAAAGGUGGCUCCCAUCGACAUCAGCGAUGUCUGCGGCGCCAACCUAUGGGAUAUCAAGAGCGGACGAUGGAACGAAGAAUGUCUCGCUCUUGCCGCUGGUGAAGAAGGAGUCGACAACCUGAGGUCGAAGCUGGGAGAUGUACCGGAGGACGGUGGCGGCAGCUUUGGCUCUGUCUCGCCCUACUUUGUUAAGCGCUACGGCUUCCCGGGGACCGCCCAGGUGAUCCCAUUCACGGGCGACAACCCAUCGACCAUCCUGGCUCUACCCCUACGUUCCUCAGACGCCAUCGUUUCGCUCGGCACCUCAACCACCUUCCUCAUGUCCACACCGCAAUACAAACCAGAUCCUGCGUACCACUUCCUGAACCACCCUACAACAGCAGGUCUAUACAUGUUCAUGCUCUGCUACAAGAACGGUGGUCUGGCACGCGAACACAUCCGCGACGCCAUCAAUGAGCAUGCAGACGGGACCGCCAAGUCCUGGGACCUCUUCAACGAGACUGCACUCAAGACUCCGCUUCUCGGGCAACAAAACCCCGAAACUGACCCCAUGCGUCUUGGGCUAUAUUUCCCACGGCCAGAGAUCGUCCCCAAUGUCAAGGAAGGAACGUGGCGCUUCCUGUAUAAAGACAAUACGCUGUCGCCCGUGCCACCUCAUGGAGCUCAAGGUAAGACUGAGGACAAGACAUGGCCAAUUCCCUCAGCAGACGCGAGAGCGAUCCUGGAAUCUCAAUUCCUCAGCCUCCGUCUGCGCUCCCAAUCCCUCGUCGGCCCUCAGGGCGAUCUUCCCCCACAACCACGCAGAAUCUACAUGGUCGGUGGUGGAGCCGCCAACUCCGCGAUCGCAGAGUUAGCGGGACAGGUCCUCGGAGGCUCAGAAGGCGUGUUCAAGCUCGACAUCGGCGGUAAUGCGUGUGCGCUGGGCGCGGCGUAUAAGGCGGCGUGGGGCGUCCAGAGGCAACAAAACGAGAAAUUUGAGGAUUACCUUGAGAAGAGAUGGAACGAGAAGGAUUUCGUCAAGAAAGUUUGCGAUGGGUACAGGAAGGGUGUAUGGGAGCGGUAUGGUGAGGCACUCAAGGGCUUCGAUCAGGUUGAGAAGAAGGCGAUUGAGGAGAAGGGGCAGGAUAAUAAUGCUGAGCAGAAUGCUGGUGGGAAGGUCAGUGCAUGAGACUGGGAAGUCUGCGUCGCUUGAUAGGAAGUCGCCUAAGGCCCAAAAUCAACAUAUUAUCAUUUAAGACUUGGAGACGCC